Capsicum annuum is the source of this 1206-nucleotide messenger RNA. Its product is annotated as protein SPIRAL1-like 3. The transcript is spliced from 3 exons. NCBI's taxonomy places the organism in Eukaryota, Viridiplantae, Streptophyta, Magnoliopsida, Solanales, Solanaceae. Gene Ontology annotation, cellular component: cortical microtubule, transverse to long axis. The coding region runs from base 608 to 940 and encodes 110 amino acids. Gene Ontology annotation, biological process: cortical microtubule organization. The record is from RefSeq and is a predicted model, not a curated record.
CGAAAUGUUAUAUUACGAAUUCAAAUGCCUGCAAGAACUUACCUCCCAUUGAAAAUAUUAAAUAUAUUUAAGUUAUUAUAGUUACGUGAUUUAACAAUAUAAAAUUGCAUAAUAUAAUUUAAGUAAUAAUUAUGUAUUUAUUAUAUAUCUAUUAUAGUAAUUUGAUACAAAUAUCCAAUGCAAACUUUUCUUUUGACCAUUUACCCCUAAUAUUGCAUAACUAAACGAGUUUCACUGACUUACUUCUAUUGUUGCUCAAAAAUGCACUUCCUAUCAUUUUACAAAAGAAAAAAAAAAGAAAAAUUUAGUGUACUAAAGUUUUGGUAUGCGCGAGUAAAUAGAGAUAAUAAUAUGAUAUUAUGUACUGAAUUUUCAUAACAAUAAAAGGCAUGGGUAGGCAUCUUAGUUUCUAAAAAUUCAAAGGAUUGUACUUGAAAUUGAUUAAUAAUAUAGGGCUAUUUAGUAUAAUUACCCUUUUCUUUUUUCAAAAUUCAAAUUCCCAAUUUAAAACCUUUAUUUAAAGAUAGUAGUAUUUUCCCCAAUCGGCCCCUUUCCUCUGUCUCUCCCUUCGGAAAUUGAUACCAAAGUUGUUAAUCAAUCAUUAAGGAUGGGUCGCGGAGUGAGUGCUGGGGGAGGUCAGAGCUCCUUGGGCUACCUGUUUGGUAGUGGAGAGCCUGCUAACAAUUCUCAGACUACUCGCAACGUGGAAAAGGCUCCAAGUAAUGAGCCUGCCCCAAAGCCAGCUGCUGUUUCACAACCUGUGGAUAACACCAAGAAUGUUCCAGCAGGCAUUCACAGUAGCAACACAAACAACUAUUUCCGUGCCGAUGGCCAGAACUGCGGCAACUUUCUAACGGAAAGGCGUUCAACCAAGGUCCAAGCAGCGCCUGGUGGUGGAUCUUCCUUGGGGUAUUUAUUUGGUAAUGGCAGCGGCAAGUGAUGUCACUUGACACUUGACAUCAAGCUUCAAUAGUUUGCUUUCCCUGUUAUGUUGGAAGUAUGAAUGGAUUUCAAUAACUGCAAAUUUGGAACUUAUUUCACAAUUGUAAUAGUGUCUAAGUGACACAGGAUUCAAACUGCUAUGCAAGUGCUAAACGCUGCAUUACCAUUAUAUCUGUAUCAUGGGAGUAACAACACACUUCUUAAGUUUAAUAUGUUGAAUGUGGAAAUGACAUCAUCUGAUAUAAGCAUGUUUUAUAUUUUCCA